Messenger RNA from Trichomonas vaginalis G3, 981 nucleotides. RefSeq names its product organellar and viral DNA polymerase type B. Lineage: Eukaryota; Parabasalia; Trichomonadida; Trichomonadidae. The record is from RefSeq and is a predicted model, not a curated record. The transcript has a single exon. The annotation marks the transcript as partial.
UUUUUUUCUAAGAAAUUUUUUUAUUUCCUACUAAAGAUGUAUCGGAAGUCGUCUAAGUUAGAACACUCGGAAAUAAAACAACUUCUUACAGAAGCUAACAUAGAUGUUGCAAAACAUUACGCGACAAACAAAAAAGCACUCGCUGACAUCCUCAAUGACUACAAUGGUGAAAUAACUUAUGAUAGAAUUCAUGAGUUCAUAAAGCCGCAACGCGGCGAGGACGAAGUCCAUGCAAGAGCAUUUCCUUUAAAUGACGUUGCUAUUGACUUAUAUCAUAGACGUUCAAUACCUCAUGAAGUAAGAAGAGAAAUGUUUGACAUAACAAAUGCGAACGUUGGUCAUACUCGUAAAGCUCUUUCGCAUGAUGUUCGUCAAGAAAUGUUUGAACUUACGAACUCAAACGUUGGUGAAACAAGAAGAAGAGACGACACACUGAAACAACAGAGAAGAGAGAUGUUUAAAAGUGCUAUAGAACAAGUUCGCAAAGCUAAUAAUGUCAUUCGUUCCAUUGACGACAAACCAAAAGAAGGUGAGAGAUGGUUAAAGAAAGAUGAAGAGAAUAGGAAGAGAAAUGUGAAGUCAGGCAAUAGACUCAUUGACUUUAACAUCGAAGCUUUAGAUGAACCAAACAGAGACUACUUACACAAACAUUUCGGUAAGGUUUUCAUGAGACUCUUAGAGAAGAUUAAAAUAAACUCCCAACAAAGAUGGAUGGUAUGUUAUAAACUUGGUGGAAAGUAUGAAUGUUCUACGUUAAACCUCAAUAAUAUUGGAACAUUACUACAUCAGCUCUUGAAGGAGAACUUUAUAUCAGAGAUAGAAGCAAAUGCUGCAGGUAUUGUUGAAAUGCACUAUGACUUCUUCUUGACAAACAUAAAGAAUCUUACUGAAAUAAAGAUGUAUGAUUUAACUGAAUAUGAAGGCUUAACGAUGUCAGAUGUUAAGAAAGGAAAGCCACAGAAGCGACCAUAUAGAGAUGAA